This is a messenger RNA of Girardinichthys multiradiatus, 5211 nucleotides long. RefSeq names its product contactin 5 (gene cntn5). The transcript is spliced from 28 exons. NCBI's taxonomy places the organism in Eukaryota, Metazoa, Chordata, Actinopteri, Cyprinodontiformes, Goodeidae. Gene Ontology annotation, biological process: cell-cell adhesion. Gene Ontology annotation, molecular function: protein binding. The coding region runs from base 811 to 4407 and encodes 1198 amino acids. The record is from RefSeq and is a predicted model, not a curated record.
UUUGACAACUGAAAAAAAAAACUAUUGUAUUUUAAUUAACUGUUUUAUAUUUUAAAACAAAAUACAUUGUUUUGGUUUUUAAUUAUUGAUUUAUGAGAACAUCCAAUUAACCAUUCAAGGACUUGGAUUAUUGGACAGUGUCCAAAUGUAUUAAUUAAUUUUUUUGUAGAAAGCUCCCAUCAGUCGAACUAUUGCCUGACAUAUUCAUUUAAACCUGCUAUUUGAUACAAGGGACAGACUGCGACCAUGCAACAUGCGUCUAUCUUCCGAAUCCACACCGUCCGGAAACAUCUUCACACCAGAAUAUCUGAAUGGGAGCAGUGCCGAAGCAAAGCCACUCCUUACAACUAACUGAGGGGCCACCUUUUUUCUUUUUUUUCUCCUCUCCUCAGCAGCACCAGUGAGCUGGUAUGCUGCGCUGCAGAGAGAUCCUCAACUGGCUGCAGCGGCGAGGCAGACUGUGAGGACACCAAAACAAACCUCCGUCUGACACUACGCUCCGUCAAGCCAAACUGCUCCCUGAAGCGGAGGAAAGAAGGGCUCAGAAAUAGAAAUUAACCGCCUGGUUGCUUCUUUUACUCGAAGAGAUGUGCUGCUUGGGCUGGCUAACCAGAUAGAGGAGGACCCGGACUUCUGUGGAUAUCGGUAUUACCGCAACCACUCCGCCUUUUAGGGUCGGGAGAGAUCAUCUGUCAUCUUUUAAUAGAAAGGAAAACGCCCACUAAAGGAAGACUUUUUGCAUAUUUGCACGGCUUUCAUGAGGAAGCUGACCUGUUAACAUUCUAGCAGAAGGGACCCUUUUCAACAAGUAUGGGGUCACCAUGGAAACCAUUUCUUCUCCUGUCUGUCAUCAGUGGCCUUUCAGUCUAUACCCGCUCAUCCUUACGGGGUCCCAGGGUCUCCAGCAGUCAUUGGGCGGGAGGCGGGAUACACCUUGGACCGGUCGCCAGUCCAGCGCAGGGCAACAGAAAAAUGUUAUAUCUGUGUUGCACUGUGAUGGACUUGUACCCAGCAUCUCCCCCAGUGAAACCCGCAACCUGGUAUCAGAUGGCAUUUGCCACCUUUGGAGAUGUUAUCAAAACACUGUUGUUACGACCUCAAACAAUAACUGAUGGCAAUGGGCUGGAGCUCUCAGAAACAGAGCACACAGAGUCCUUUCAACAAGAGUUUGCAGGAGCUGUUGCUGCACGGCCGAUGUCAUACGCUGCAGUGUUACGAAUGAGACAAGACAGCUCUUCGUCAGUGCUCAACUCUCGCGGCAGACCUCAACAGCAGCACAGUGGUGGGCUGGUGACUCCUAACUGGCCUGCUUUCUCCAGUCACCCUCUGUCAGCCCUGAGUCUGCUCAGCUCUCAGGAGGACCUCAGGAUUGAAGAAAAUGAAGAGUUUGGGCCUGUUUUUGUCCAGGAGCCAGAUGAUGUUAUUUUUCCAUUGGAUUCUGAUGAAAAGAAAGUGAUGAUACAUUGUGAGGCACGGGGGAAUCCACCACCCACAUACAGUUGGUACAUCAAUGGGACAGAAGUAGAUUCAAAGACAGACUACCGCUACAGCUUCAUUGAUGGAGAUCUCAUUAUUACAAAUGCAAGUGAGAUCACUGACAAUGGGAAGUAUCAGUGUCAAGUUGAGAACAGCUACGGAAUCAUCCUUAGUCGAGAGGUUCUACUUCAGUUUGCAUACCUUGGUGCUUUCAGUACGAGGACCAGGGGUGGCGUGUCUGUGCGUGAAGGCCAAGGCGUGGUGCUCAUGUGUAGCCCUCCUCCUCAUUCACCAGAGAUUAUCUACAGCUGGGUGUUUAAUGAGUUCCCCUCAUUUGUUGCCGAGGACAGUCGGCGCUUCAUCUCCCAGGUCACAGGGAACCUAUACAUCUCUAAAGUUCAGCCCUCGGAUGUUGGAAGCUACAUCUGUCUGGUGAAGAACGCAGUGACAAACGCAAGGGUUCUGAGCCCUCCAACUCCUCUGACACUUAAAACCGAUGGUGUCAUGGGUGAAUACGAACCCAAAAUUGAAGUCCACUUUCCUACAUCUGUACUGGCUGUCAAAGGAGUGACUGUCAGGCUGGAGUGCUUUGCUCUGGGGAAUCCGGUCCCAACAAUCACAUGGAGGAAGAUAAAUGGCAUCUUCCCCAAAAAGGCAAGACUCCGAAAGUCCCAGGCAGUACUUGAGAUACCCAAUAUUCAGCUGGAAGACUCAGGAACCUAUGAAUGCAAAGCUGAAAAUACAAGAGGAGGAACUGCUUUCAAAGGGCACCUGCUGGUCUACACCCUCCCUCAGUGGGUCAGAAUGAUUAAUGACACUCAGAUGGAUAGUGGAGAGAAGCUCCAGUGGGAGUGCAAGGCCAUCGGAAGGCCCAGGCCCACCUAUCGCUGGAUUCGUAACGGUUUGCCCUUGACAUCCCAGGGUCGAGUUGAAAUCGUGAAUGGGGAACUGACCAUUAACAAAGUGCAACAGACAGACUCAGGAAUGUACCAGUGUGUGGCAGAAAACAAAUAUGGAGCCAUGUACUCUAAUGCAGAGCUGAAGAUUUUAGCAUCACCGCCCGUCUUUGUCCCCAAUCCAAUACGGGUCAUAGCCACACUUGGAAAGGAUGUGUCCCUGGAAUGCAAGCCCAGAGCAUCACCCAAACCACGGAUAACAUGGAAGAGAGGAGACAGAAGGGUGCAGCCAAACAAAAGGAUUAUGGUGUUGCGGAACAACACUCUGAAAAUUGUUAACUCCAGCCGAGCGGAUGAAGGGAACUAUGUGUGCCAGGCAGAGAAUCAGCUGGGCUCUGCAGAGAUGACUGCCAUACUCUGGGUAAAAGAGGCCAUGCGUGUGGUGCUGAGCCCGAGCAGAGUGGAGGUGACUGUCGGAGAGAGCGUUGUACUGAGCUGCAAAGCAACACACGACACAUCGCUGGACGUGGCUUUCCAGUGGUUCUUCAACCAGAAACCGAUCGACUUUCAGCAAGAAGGCAGCCAUUUUGAGUACAUCCAAACAGUAAGAGCAAAACAGACUUCAACUGUGGAUCUAAUGAUUAGGAGCAUUUUCCUGAAGCAUGCUGGGAAGUAUGGAUGCAGAGCCCAGACCAGUGCCGACACAGUUUUUGCUGAGGCGGAACUUCUUGUGCGAGGUCCUCCUGGACCCCCUGGAGUGGUGAUAGUGGAGGAGAUCACAGAUAUGACGGCCACAUUGUCCUGGACUCGUGGCCUCGACAACCACAGCCCUAUCAGCGCCUAUAAUUUACAAGCUCGGAGCCCUUUUUCAUUGGGAUGGCAAACUGUCAAAACAGACCCAGACCCAGUGACUGGGGACAUGGAGUCAGCUAUGGCUGUGGAACUCAGCCCCUGGGUGGAAUAUGAAUUCAGAGUGGUGGCCAGCAAUGCGAUCGGGACGGGUGAUCCAAGUACACCUUCUAGAAAAGUUAGGACUAAAGAAGCAGUUCCAGCCGUGGCACCAUCAAACGUGAGUGGAGGGAAUGGCCGCAGGCACGAACUGGUCAUCUCAUGGGAGCCUGUGUCCGAGGAGUUCCAAAAUGGUGAGGGCUUUGGAUAUAUUGUUGCAUUUCGUGCAAACGGGACUAGAGGCUGGAAGGAGAAGAUGGUGACCUCUGCGGAUGCUACGAUGUACAAAUACAGGGAUGAGACGUUUCCUCCUCUCACCGCGUUUGAAGUGAAACUUGGUGUUUACAACAAUAAGGGAGACGGGCCUUUCAGCAAAGUUGUCAUCAUCUAUUCUGCAGAGGGAGAGCCAAGGGAAGCACCAUCUGAUGUAAAAGCAUACAGCAUUUCUUCCUCGGAAAUUAGGGUGACCUGGAAACUGUCCAAUCCUGGCCCAGGAAAACCAAGAGGAUAUGAGGUCAGCUACUGGAAAGAAGCAGAGCAGGAGGAGUCCAGAGAGAAACGACGCACAGUUAAAAAUGAAACAGCUAUGGUGCUGACAGGCCUAGAAGGCAACAGUAUCUACCUUAUCACAGUGAAAGGCUUCAACAGCAUCGGCCAGGGUCCUGCCAGUGCUGCUGUCACAGCCAAGACUAGGAAAUCCCCUCCUGCUCAGCCUCCAUCCAACCUCAUGUGGAUUCAAGAAGGCAAUAACAUCUCAUUAAGCUGGGAUCCAGUUAAGGCAAAAGGCAAUGAGUCUGACGUCAUCGGAUACAUGGUGUUACUCAAACAGGAGGGCCGAGGCCACAUCCAGGUCACAAGAACCAUUAACCCUUCCACCAUGCUCUCACUGCCAGAGGGGGGCACUUACAUCAUUGAGGUGCACGCACUCAGUGAAGGCGGAGAGGGAGCCUUCAGCUCCCAAAUUCGAGUUGUGACCUCCUCUGGCGUUCGAGCAAAAAGCAGCCAGUGCUCAUUGCAUUGCCCGACAUGGAGCCUAACACGGACAGUUCUAAUUCUGGUUCUCCUGGUGCCUUCGGCUUCUUGGUGAGAAAACCCUGGCAUCCGCAGUUUUCUAAAGGGGGCACCAGUCAUCUGCUCCCUAACUCCCUCUGACUGCCUGAUUGCUUUGGCCUUAGCCAUCUUAAAGGGCCUGAGGCAUGCCGACGGGGGUUGAGUCAGCCAGUUUCCAUGCAACGUCACCCAGCUCAUACUUUUCUUAGUUUAAUCUGAGGCCCUGGAUGUGUGAUUUGCAGAAUUUCUGAACAUCACAGUAAUGUGGUGCUGUAAUGUAACUUUAUGUGGAAAGAUUUGUUACAUGGUUUAUUUUAGCAUUCUGCGUACUUCUCAGUGACCGGCACCUAACCACUUCCAGACGGCUCCCACAGCUCCAGGGAUCCACGGAGCAUGAACUAUUCCUUGAAAGCUGCUGUGGUAGUAAUACAGGGAUCAGCCAACAUGUUUCUUUUCAUUACUUAUCUGCAUCAAUUUACCCCUUGGCUGCCUAACAGCAAUGCAGCAGAAGCUCCAUAGAGAUAAGUGCAUUGUUUUCCUAUUCACACACUGAGAAGGAAAAAAAAAAACUUUUAUAUGGAACCAAGAAUCUUACUAUUUACAGAUUUGCUUUUUGUACAUUGUGUUACCUUUAGAAAAAACAACAGUUUUGUGUGUCAGCUCUGUCCAACUCUGUUUUUUAGUAGCGACUCAGCAAUGCUUGUUGAUACAGUUUGUUCACUGUUGGAUGUAUGGAAGUAGGAAACAGGUACCUUUAGUGCCCAAACUCAUGAAUAGACAAAGACAACUCUGUACGGACUCCUGGUGUCAGUACAAAUAAAUGUGAUGUAUAUUUUUUAAA